Molecule: messenger RNA, 978 nt
Organism: Ambispora gerdemannii
Lineage: Eukaryota; Fungi; Glomeromycota; Glomeromycetes; Archaeosporales; Ambisporaceae
Source: the annotation of a GenBank genome assembly
AUGGCUCAAGCAGGAGGAGCUGCAUCUCUCGUAACCCAAGCGGUGCCCAUGCAAGCACCACAAAUGCCAGAACCCGGUUAUCCCUCAAAACUAACACUGGAACUCCGGGGGCAACGAUUCGAAAUAGAUCGUGAAAUGUUGAUGAGUCUUCCUGAGAGCAUCUUGAUUGUAAUGUUUCCGAACGGUCUGAUAUUAGGUAGAGGCGCAGGUCUUGACCCAUAUGAAGACGACGAAGAGGCCGGGGACGAUGCCUCAGACGAUUCGAUUUUGUUGGAAGACCAAACGAUAUAUGUAGACUUUGACCCGCAAUGUUUGGAAUAUAUCUUGAAUUUUUAUCGGAAAGCUCAGGAUGUUUUUUAUUCGAACCAGGGGAGUUCGAUGUCCACGUUUCCAUCUAAUCCUACGCAAAAUCCGUUGUUAAAUAAACAGGCGAUUAUUGUAUUGCGUGAAGAAUUGGACUAUUUCACCAUUCCACCCAAGAAAACAAGUAGUGAUAAUGUAGCAGCAGAUGGGUCAUCGACUACCACCACUGCAGCUACCACAUCCACAACAACAGUAACAGAAUCAACACUGACUUCUCUAUCCGUUAAUAAAUUGAAAAUAGAAUGUGGCGAGCACCUACUAAACCAACGAAAAAUAUUCACCGCGCUCCAGCGAAACGUCAAUAAAGAGAAUAAUGUUGCCGAGCAACAUUUAAUCGAUAUGCUUUGCGUGUCUGGAUUUUCGCGGGACGAUGAAUGGGGCUAUCGAAACAUUGAGCCGCUGAAAACUAGUAUUGUGAGUAUUGCCUUGGUAAUGUUGAAGACUACCGGGCAGAGUAAUCAGAUGGCUACCGCACAAAAGUUGUUAUUGUUUUGGAGGAAGCCGGCGAGAAAAUGCUGGUGGGAUGGAUUAGAAGUCAAUCUUGGUGUUGCUAAGAAUAUACCAGUCAGUCUUUGGUGUAGACGUACUUGGACUUUGGAAUUGGCUUUAGUUUAA